CAAUCCGUAUAAAUGAGACGAAAACAAAACACGGUCAUCAACCUUUAGCAAGAGUCGUCGUUGGUACGCAUGAGACAAACUGUCAGAGACGCCCCCUGAACUUCGGGAUCAGCAUUUACAAUGCGUUAUUUGUAUUAGUCAGAUAACUGUAACCGAAUAAGCUCUGAGAGAUAAACAUGGAAGCUAAGUUAAAGAGAGAGUUGGGGACGAGCACUCUGAAACCAACUGGUCACUCAGGAGGUGGAUGCAUUAGCGAGGGCCAGAGUUAUGAUACUGACAAUGGGAGAGUGUUUGUGAAGAUUAAUCACAAGAGCGAGGCAAAACUGAUGUUUGAUGGGGAGAUGGCAAGUUUGGAAGCCAUUUUCAAGACAGAGACUGUAAGAGUUCCAAAGCCCAUAAAGGUGAUUGAACUUGACACAAGAGGAUGCGUUUUUGUGAUGGAACAUCUUGACAUGAAAGGCCUUAGCAAGUGCUCAAAGCAGCUUGGGGAGAGGCUGGCAGAUAUGCAUCUUUACAACAAGAAGCAGAUGGAAAAACUAAAUAAAGAGCAGCAGACAGUAGGAAAAGGUGUUGGGCAGUCUGAGGUGACUGUUGUUGAGAAAUUUGGCUUUGGUGUAACUACAUGCUGUGGAUAUCUACCACAGGUAAAUGAGUGGCAGAGUGACUGGGUGGUAUUUUACUCUCAGCAGAGGCUACAGCACCAGCUUAACAUGGUGGAGAAAUCAUAUGGAGACAGGGAGGCAAGGGAACUAUGGGCCAGUCUACAGCUGAAGAUCCCACAGUUUUUCACAGACGUGGAGGUUUUUCCUGCCCUCGUCCAUGGUGACUUAUGGGGAGGCAAUGUGGCAGAGUGUUCAGACGGCCCAGUCAUCUUUGACCCUGCUGCUUUCUAUGGUCAUUCAGAGUUUGAGCUGGGUAUUGCUGGGAUGUUUGGUGGCUUUAACAGCUCUUUUUACUCUGCUUACCAUGAAAAGAUUCCUCAAGCGCCAGGAUUUGAAAAAAGAAACCAGCUUUACCAACUAUACCACUACCUGAAUCACUGGAACCACUUUGGUGGUGGCUAUAGAGGCUCUUCAGUCAGGAUUAUGAAGAACCUACUGAAAUAAAUACUUAUAGAACCACUUAUAGCAAGCUAUAGUCUUAAAAGCCCAAGCAAACUAUUAUGUAUGUUUAGCUAAUAUGACUAAAUCUGUUUGGGAAAUCUUAUCACAACAGUUACACUGACCUGCUUCCAAAAUAGAAAAACAUAAUGAAAAAAAUACAACUACAUCUGGUGCUUUCUCCAAAGUUAAUACCAAUCAUUAGUUAUUAGCAACUGAACAAACUUAAACAUGCAAUACAUGUAAUCACCUUUUUAUGCUCCAAAUCCUCUCUGUGAACAUUUAAUUAUUUUUUUUAUUGCAUGCAGUUGACCAGAGUUAAUUAUUAUGCACAAAAGGGUCCAAUUUUCACAGUGAAUACAUUUCUUAAUAUCUAUCUAAAUGAUUAAACACUGAAAAUUGAUGCCAUGUAGGUUAGUACACCACAUAUGCUUUACACAAUGUUGUGGUAUGACAAUAAAAAAUUACAAACCCUUG
Melanotaenia boesemani (Boeseman's rainbowfish) is the source of this 1577-nucleotide messenger RNA. Its product is annotated as fructosamine 3 kinase related protein. The record is from RefSeq and is a predicted model, not a curated record. Lineage: Eukaryota; Metazoa; Chordata; Actinopteri; Atheriniformes; Melanotaeniidae. The transcript is spliced from 6 exons. The coding region runs from base 177 to 1106 and encodes 309 amino acids.